CGCAGGUGAAAUCCACGUUUGGAACAUGGUCAUUGGCGCUGGCGUCGGCACCGUCGUGUGCCUCGAGGUACCUGUUGGCAGCGAAUUCGGCGUCGACUAUGAAGCAUUCCGCACCGCAGAGAAGUUCCGCGGCGUCAAGUUGAUUCCGUCUGGCCUUCAUUUCGUGUUUUAUGCAUCCAACGGCGAGCACGACAACGGCAAUGGCAUUCGCCAAGGCUUCUUUGUCGAGAUCAAACCUAACGACGUGGUCAUUCGAACGUGGUCGUCCGACACGGAAGAGUUGGUUCCCAUGACAAGAGAAGCCGACGUUGAGAACCUCACGCGCGCUGUGCACGGCUUUCAGCUGGAUGGAAACUUAGGCGCAUACCCCCAAAAGCAUGCCAAGACGUGGCGUCGCCUGUCCAAGUACAUCACAAAGGAAGUGCUCGCACAAUGCGGGUUGACAGUUGGCGGCACCAUCUCCCCAGGGGACCCCGACACCUUGUCUUUGGAAUCAAAUGAUCUCACCACGCUCAAGCCUUUCUUCCCGGAUGUGGCCCAAGUCGCGCGCUUUACGCCAUUGAAAAAACCAUCGACGACGCAGCGUUCCGCGGGCGAUUUAACGCUGUACCAUGUCGACAGCAGUGAGCACCUCGAAUGGCUGUUGAGCACCCACUUCCACAACGACUGGCACGCCCUCUUGGGUGAAUUGCAGCUGUCGUUCGUGCUGUUUUUGCUCCUUUCAUCACUGGAUGCCCUCCAUCAAUGGAAACAGGUGCACACCAUGCGAUCCUGGCACGACGAAUGUUGCUGCAUCACCAUCACCAUCUCUAGUUUGUCUGGCUCUUGUGCUCGUGUGAACAUGCCGUCACGACGCAACCGGCAUUGUUCGCCGCGUUCUUGCAGCUCAUGCACGUCCACCUCGAGCAAGUCGGGGCAGAUUUCUUCCAAGACGAGAUCGCACAUGACAAUUUCAUCAAAACUUCGCUGGCGUCGCUCUUUGAGAUCCUGCACGACGACACCCUGGAUGCCAAGCUGCUGCAACGUGCUGCGAAACUCGAGCAAUUCCUCAAGCAACGCUUCCAGCUGCAAUUUGACGUGAUGGGGACGUACGCGUUUGGCGGCGACGACGACAGCGCCCCCACCGUGCUCCUUCCCGACGAACUGCCGUCGUUCGUGUUUACGCAAGACGCCGCCGACACUGACGAAGCAAAUCGUCGCAUUGCCCAACACUUGCAUUCGACCCGAACAAGUCCUUCUUGAGCCACAAGAUGUCGAUAUAAACUCUAUAUUGUUGGCUGAAGGGAGGUAUCAUUUUGUCAGUGGCCUCUAUUAAAUGUACGGCACGGACCCAAUGACCCCAAACUCGACGAUCUUCCACUUGAGCGCCGACGCUUCUUCGUCGUACUCGCGACGGAAUGCGAAAAUGUAAAAGUUGGCUUGGAUGUCGUCAUCGGCACCUUCCACGAUCUCGCCUUCUCGGUUGCGGAUGCAGUUGAUCUGCUGGGCCAUGAGUUGGAUGCCGAUGAUCGGCGCCUGCUUGUCUUCCGCCUAAACCAAGCACAUACAUACAGUAUAUAUAUUAGACCAAGUGAGGUACUCAAUCGAAGAACCAAAUCGACAGGCAAUCGAUAUACGACUAAUCAAAACCCACAACACAAAUCA
This is a messenger RNA of Aphanomyces astaci, 1644 nucleotides long. RefSeq lists its product as hypothetical. The coding region runs from base 26 to 1081 and encodes 351 amino acids. Gene Ontology annotation, biological process: spliceosomal tri-snRNP complex assembly. NCBI's taxonomy places the organism in Eukaryota, Oomycota, Saprolegniomycetes, Saprolegniales, Verrucalvaceae. The record is from RefSeq and is a predicted model, not a curated record. The transcript is spliced from 8 exons.